CAUCAGGACCACAGGGACGAGAUGGACUGAUGCACGCCGCGCGCAACUUUGCUCCACACGGCGCGGUUGUCUCGGUUCCAAAAGCCGCUGAUAGUGAGUUUGACGUGCACAGAAUAAGGCUCGCUUCAGUGACGCGUCGGAGUUGGAUUUUUGUUUUUUUUGUUCCCCUAUGUCGCGAAAGCAGUCGGACCAUGACUACAACCUGCGGGGUAUGAGCAACCUGAUGGGCGAACGCUGGAGGAAAGUGAACGAUGGAGGAGAGCGGAGCCUCAUCAAGGCUCCAUCCAGUGCGAGCAUCAGCAGCCUGCCGGUGGCCUCGUCUUCCUCCGGCGCCCCGGCAGCCCCGGCAGCCCCGUCCACCUCCACCGGGGACCUGGAGAGGGCUGCGCGCAAGCAGUUCCAGCAGGACGUCACGCCCGCCUUCGUCUACAUCCUCUCCGCCUUCUCCGCCCUGGGAGGCUUCCUGUUCGGCUACGACAGCGGCGUGAUCUCCGGGGCGAUGCUGCUGCUCAAGCGGCAGCUGGAGCUGAGCGCACUGUGGCAGGAGGUGCUCAUUUCAAGUACUGUGGCCGCGGCCGCCCUGGCCGCCCUCCUGGGCGCCUUCCUCAACGGGCUCUUCGGGCGCCGGGUGUGCAUCCUGCUGGCCAGCUUCUUCUGCGCCGUCGGCGGGAUCGUGAUGAGCGCCGCGCCCGGGAAAGAGGUGCUGUUGACGGGGAGGAUCCUUGUUGGAGUCGGGCUCGGCAUCGCCUCCAUGACGGUGCCCGUGUACAUCGCAGAGGCCUCGCCGCCGCACCUCCGCGGCCAGUUGGUGACCGUCAACACCCUCUUCAUCACCGGCGGACAGUUCGCCGCCAGCAUCGUCGACGGCGCCUUCAGCUACUUGCAGCACGACGGCUGGAGGUACAUGCUGGGCCUGUCGGUGGCGCCCGCUGUUCUCCAGUUUGUGGGAUUCCUCUUCCUGCCCGAGAGCCCUCGCUGGCUGAUCCAGCGCGGGCUGACCCAGAAGGCCCGCCGAGUGCUCAGCCAGAUCCGGGGCAACCAGAACAUCGACGAGGAGUACGACGGCAUCAAGAACAGCAUCGAGGAGGAGGAGAAGGACGGCGGAGGAGGUGAGAGCGAGGGCCGGGGUAAACGUUGA
Entelurus aequoreus (snake pipefish) is the source of this 1138-nucleotide messenger RNA. Its product is annotated as proton myo-inositol cotransporter-like. The transcript has 3 exons. Lineage: Eukaryota; Metazoa; Chordata; Actinopteri; Syngnathiformes; Syngnathidae. The record is from RefSeq and is a predicted model, not a curated record. Bases 170 to 1138 code for a protein of 322 amino acids. Gene Ontology annotation, biological process: transmembrane transport. Gene Ontology annotation, molecular function: myo-inositol:proton symporter activity. Gene Ontology annotation, cellular component: membrane.